Molecule: messenger RNA, 639 nt
Organism: Lactuca virosa
Lineage: Eukaryota; Viridiplantae; Streptophyta; Magnoliopsida; Asterales; Asteraceae
Source: the annotation of a GenBank genome assembly
AUGGCCCUCUAUUCAAAGAAGUCACCCCCAAAAAGUGACAUCGACUUUUCUGAUGAAUUCGAAGGUGAAUCCUUGACAGUCAAACACUAUAUUAUCCAAAUUGACAAGAAACAAUCUAGACCCAGAAGGUUUCCACAAAAUUUUGACUCAUCAACGUCUAAGGGCUAUGACGUUGGUAGGAAGAUUGUUAUUGAGAAGAAGGAAGGACGAAAGUGCUUCAAUUAUGGAGGAACUGAUCACUUCUCUAGGGAGUGCAAGUCCAAGAAGGUGGACGUGAAUGAAGAUUACGAGGUGAAGUACAAGAAUCUGUUGAAAUCAUUGGAAAGGAAUCACAUUGAUGUGAAACUUUUGGUAGCAGAAGUUAAAAGAUGGGUAGAUGAAGAAGAAUCAUAUGAUGAAGAUGAAGGAAAGGACAAGUGUUUGAUGUCAUACACUGAUGUGUUUGUCACUAUUGAAGGAAGCAACAGUUUGAGUUCUUUUGAAGCUGAUCUAGCUAAAGUUGCUAAAGAUUCAAAGACGAUGGACUGGGACUCGUCAUCUUUAUAUCAAGUAAACAAAAUUUUCAUAUAUUAUAAUAACAAAAAAUGCAUGUUUGUUAAUUACUUGUGUCAAAUUUUAACAAGAAAAACACUCACUUAG